Molecule: messenger RNA, 330 nt
Organism: Didymodactylos carnosus
Lineage: Eukaryota; Metazoa; Rotifera; Eurotatoria; Philodinida; Philodinidae
Source: the annotation of a GenBank genome assembly
AUGUUUUUAGUUGCAUGUGAUUUAAUGAUGCAACGUCUAAUGAUUAAACCGUAUUAUGAUCGUGAGACUCCGUCCGGCCGAUAUGGUGUACGUAAUGUUAUUGAUUCAGUUUAUCAUAAAUCCGGUGAUGGGGGUCUACGCGGUUUUUAUAAAGGUUACUUAAUUACAUUAGCAAUUAAUGUACCCUUUUCAUCGGUUAUAUGGACAUUGUAUUGGCGUAUACAGCAUCAUUUAGAAAUAGUAUUAACACGAAAAUAUGAUUAUAUAACGUCGCCUCUAUCCGGUAAGAAAGUUUCCAAUCAAUUAGGAAUGCGAAAUCAAUCAAUAUGA